Molecule: messenger RNA, 330 nt
Organism: Opisthorchis viverrini
Lineage: Eukaryota; Metazoa; Platyhelminthes; Trematoda; Opisthorchiida; Opisthorchiidae
Exons: 2
Coding region: 1-330 (109 amino acids)
Biological process (GO): central nervous system development; spinal cord motor neuron cell fate specification; neuron projection morphogenesis
Cellular component (GO): nucleus
Molecular function (GO): sequence-specific double-stranded DNA binding; DNA-binding transcription factor activity, RNA polymerase II-specific
Source: RefSeq, a predicted model, not a curated record
AUGAAUACGAAGUUUCUCACUAACAAAUCAAGACGACCAAGGACGGCCUUCACCAGCCAACAGCUUUUGGAGUUGGAGCAACAAUUCGUGUGUAACAAAUAUCUAUCCAGACCGAAACGAUUCGAAGUGGCGACGUCACUUGGACUAACUGAAACGCAGGUGAAAAUCUGGUUUCAAAACCGUCGCAUGAAGUGGAAGCGGUCUCAGCGCUCUGGCAGAAGCACACCUCAGUCUCCCACUCUAAAGAAUGCUGAUUCCGGUUCGCGAGAAACUGAAUUCUCAAAAAUUGAUGUAGUGGAACCACAGACCAAAGAUAAAUUCACAUCUUGA